AUGGCCGCUACCUUCUGUUGGUUCGCCUUGGUCUCCGUUCUCGUAACUGCUGUCCAAGCCGACGUUUGGGUCAAACUUACUGUCGUUAAGGUUCGUCGGCAGAGACUUUAUGUAGUUCAUUCACCGCUGUCUUGGACUACCAAGCUAUGAUUUCAGAGAACUUUAUAUUUUCGUGUCAAGACCAGCUUGUUGUUGAUCAACAGAUCUUUUAGUCAAGAGGUCUAUGAAAUAAUUAUACUCCAUUACUAGAGAGACGGCAAAAUCUCUUGUUUCUUCACAAUUUUCCCUAGAUUUUGAUUAUUUUUCAAGCAAUUGGUGAAUGAACUAUCAUGAGAUUUUGGUCUUAUUUUCGUUAAAAAAUAGCAUGAAAUUUCAGUUUGAACGAAAACCCUGCACCCGGGACAUGCAAAUGCCCGAAUGCGUCGCUGCCAUGAACCACAUGACGGUUUUUUGUGAAAAUGUUUAAUUUAAUAAAAUUUUGAAAUUUCAGUUAGAGCAACAAAUGCUUCCAUCGCACGCCAGGAGAAUCACUACGCUUGAUAUUGUUAAUGUAAGUUUUGGGGUCCGAAAAAAAAGAUUUUAAAGAGUUUUCUGAUUUUUUGCCAAUUUUUGUAGGAACUGAAAAGAUUUGAAAGAUUGGUAGGUUUUCAAAAAGUCUAUUUGAGAUAAACAUUGAAGUUUUGUUACAAGGAUCAAGAAUCUUGGGAAAAAAAGUUGAAAAAAUUUUAAUUUUUUGAAAAUUUCCACAAAAGGACCGAUGUUUGAAUUUUUAAAACUGAUUUUCGAAAUUUGCUCCGGAAAUGGAGAACUUUCACAGUCCCUCACAAGGGGCGGCAAAAUUCGUUUAAAAAUCCGACAAUGAGUUUCAAAAUGACCUCAAAACGGUUUCAGGGAGAGUCCUCCUCGAUCUGGACUCACUUUGUGGAGGGCCGAAUCGCCGACUGGGCCGUUUCCCUCCAAUUUCUCGGCAUCGACCCGGUUUACGGUAUCCUGCGUACCUGUGACACUUCUGCCUUUGUCCGCGUUUUCCACGAUGCUCCCGUUCGUUUUUUCUCCUUCUCAGGGCGAAAAAUUCCAUUUCACUUAAUAAAUCAUUGAUCUUUCUUUGUGAAAAAACAAAGUCCAUACCAUUUUACGACGAUUUUUGAUUUUUAUUAUUUUCCUGGUGAAAAUGGUUUUCGAGAACGUUUUUCAGAUUUAGAUUAUCUUUUGCUUUAUAUUUAUUUCGAAAAAAAUGAAAUGUUUUCCUUAUAUUCCGGUACAAUUUUUUCAUGUUCAGAAGGCUUCAUCGGAUGGAAACGCAGUGAUUGGAGAGCUGAACGAUGAGGUCGACGGCCAGAAUCAGGAGAAGACGAUCAGAAUCGAAGGACAUUGUUUCGUGGCGACGAUCCAAGUGCAGGCCCAACGGGACAUUUGUCCCUGGUGCGUCGACAACGUCUCCACGGUGGGUUUCCAUGAGAAAGUAUCCGGACCUCGGUAACACGAACCGGAUUCUGAGCAUGUCUAAGGACCACUUCAGCGGCGUCAGUCCUCUUAAAUGAUCCCUUGAACCUCUCCAAUACUCUUUGGAGCACAUUUUAACUGAACAAAACAGCCAGCUAGCCUUUUUUUGCGACAUAAAUGUUUUACUUUUUCUAGAGCACUUAUCGAACCAAAUAUUACAGGCUCUGAAAAUUUAAAAACUUUAUUAGCCCGAAAAGUUUUAAUUUGAACAGUUUGUUUUUUCGCGAUUAAAUCUCUCGAGAGAAAAAGUAGAGUUUUCAGUUAAAGAAAAAAAAAAACAAAAUCCGACUUAUAAUUGAUUUUCUCAAUUUUUGAUGUUCACAGUUAUCAAUUUCGUCAAUUUCUAAUCGAUAUAGCACAAGCAUCGCCUAUUCAUUAUCUUUUUGUUAAUAUGAGCUUCGUCAAAGCCGUAAUCUUAUUUUUCCAACUUCAUUUUUCAACUGUCAUCGAAAUGACUUUUCUUCUCUUGCAGACCCCGUCGGCUGUCGUCUCGACUCUGAACCCAGUCGAAGAGAGGAACGCGAUGUUCAGUUUGAUCACGAUGCUGGUGUUGCUCACGAUCGGCGUCGUUUCUUCGUGUUCCUCCAUCGUUCUGGCUAUCCUGUUGUGCAGGUUGGAUUAUUUACUGGAAUAUCCGAAAAAUGAACAUUUUCACAGAAAACCAACUGUCAUCUCUGUGUACGACUCUCCAUUGGCUGGAUCCAACCUUCGACGUGUUCAGUUAGUUUUUUCAAUGAUUUUUCGACGGAAACAAGUUUCUAACUAUCUUGUUAUAUAUUUCCUUGCCUUGUUUCGACAGCUCAUGUAGAACUUAUUUCUUUGAUAGAUUGAAUUUCAAUUCGAGAAUUCUGUUUCCAACCAAUCAUUUUUCAGACUCAUGUCUGUCACCUCAAAAUCGACACAGAAGUCGUGGCUGACGGCGACGUCGACGUCGAACGAGCUGGACGAGUCUUGGGGCGACAUCGAUUCGCUGAAACUCGAAGCGGCCUGCGAUUCGCCCAUCGCCGACGUCUUCAGCAAGCAGCACGGAACGACCCUCGAAAGCCUCGAAGACGAGGCCGACGCCAACGUCUACCAGGACAUCGCCCCCAACUUCUUGCCUCUCUGCAUGUCUUCGCCUGUUCAUGUUUGA
This is a messenger RNA of Caenorhabditis auriculariae, 2635 nucleotides long. The record is from the annotation of a GenBank genome assembly. Lineage: Eukaryota; Metazoa; Nematoda; Chromadorea; Rhabditida; Rhabditidae.